CGCCUCCAAACCAUCACCUCCAAGGCGCAAAUCUCCAAACCUCAUCGCAGCCUCCAAAGCGAACAGCGAGUUCAUUCAACCGAGCCACGACACACAAGUGUGAUACAGGCGCCAACUACCACAAUGGCUGACGGAGUCGGUAUUGACCGCAAGGCCGAUGAGAAGAUCCAGUUCUCGACCUCGAAAGAGGUCACGGUACAUCCGACCUUCGAGUCGAUGUCCCUAAAGGAGAGCCUUCUUCGCGGUAUCUACGCUUAUGGAUACGAAUCGCCGUCGGCCGUCCAGUCGCGGGCGAUUGUCCAGAUCUGCAAGGGCCGCGACACCAUCGCGCAGGCGCAAUCCGGCACGGGUAAAACCGCGACGUUCGCCAUUAGCAUGCUUCAGGUCAUCGAUACCGCCGUGCGCGAGACCCAGGCUCUGGUCCUCUCGCCGACUCGCGAACUCGCGACGCAGAUCCAGAGCGUGGUGAUGGCCUUGGGCGACUACAUGAACGUGCAGUGCCAUGCCUGCAUCGGCGGCACGAACGUGGGCGAAGAUAUUCGCAAGCUCGACUACGGCCAGCACAUUGUCUCUGGUACUCCCGGCCGUGUAGCCGACAUGAUCCGCCGCCGCCACUUGCGGACACGCCACAUCAAGAUGCUCGUGCUCGACGAAGCCGACGAGCUGCUGAACCAAGGCUUCCGGGAACAGAUCUACGACGUGUACCGCUAUCUGCCGCCUGCCACCCAGGUCGUUGUGGUCUCAGCCACGCUUCCCUACGACGUUCUCGACAUGACCACAAAAUUCAUGACCGACCCCGUCCGCAUCCUCGUCAAGCGUGACGAGCUGACGCUCGAGGGCAUCAAGCAGUACUUCAUCGCGGUGGAGAAGGAGGACUGGAAGUUCGAUACGCUGUGCGACCUCUACGACACUCUGACCAUCACCCAGGCGGUCAUCUUCUGCAACACGCGACGCAAGGUCGACUGGCUCACCGACAAAAUGAGAGAAGCGAACUUCACGGUCAGCAGCAUGCACGGCGACAUGCCUCAGAAGGAGCGCGACAGCAUCAUGCAGGAUUUCAGGCAGGGCAACAGCAGGGUGCUGAUAUCUACCGAUGUCUGGGCCCGUGGCAUCGAUGUCCAACAAGUCAGCUUGGUCAUCAACUACGACCUGCCGAGUAACCGUGAGAACUACAUCCACCGCAUCGGCCGCUCGGGCAGAUUCGGCCGCAAGGGUGUCGCUAUCAACUUCGUUACAAGCGAGGAUGUCCGCAUUCUCCGCGAUAUUGAGCUGUACUACUCGACGCAGAUCGACGAGAUGCCCAUGAACGUUGCCGACCUUAUCUCAUAAGGGACUGCAUGACGUUGCUCAAUUGAGGAACUUCCUUAGAGUAGAGGGGACUUGAUGCCCUUUGGGGCUCGCGGCACUGCUUGGUUCCGCCGAGGUCGAUGUGGGAGGAAAGGGGCCUCAUUUUCAGAGGUAGUGUGGUCAUGCCAAGAUUGUCACACAAAACGACACGAAUUAUUUCCAUGUACGGCUCCAGAGGAGCAAUCUAUCUAUAUACUGGGACGCCAAACAGAAUCUGCUUGCUUGUGGUGGCUGUUCCGCGAGAUUUCAGCGCAAGCGUAUACUUUUGUGACUGGGCUACCGAAAUGCGAACACCUGGCGCGCUAUAUAUUGAUUUUGGUCGCAUGCUGAAUGCAGGUGCGGGUGGUAUUCAUCGUCGAGGUGUCACAUUACGAACGGACCGUCGACCAUCUAGGCCGCUUUCGCGUUGGACGACUUAGACCCAAAAUGAUUUGCGGUUGAGUGAUACUCGGAUCAAGGCUGGGAUGCUGGCAACGCGUUGCAUGAGCUGCUGAAGUCUAUAACACUCAACCCUCCAGCGGUAUGAUAGUGUGGAAGUGGAAGCCUUAGUCUGGGCAAGUCGGCAUCCUUCUACUCUCCUCUUAUCCCAUUACUAAGGCUGAGCAUUAUCACCAUCAUCUAUCCAUAUCGCCGGGUUCGGCUUUGGGCUCUGCGCACAGUCGAGUCACUCUUUCUCUUCUCCUGUUUGGUACAUCGCUAAAGCUCUCCCUCUGAGCGCCUCACUGCCGCCGUGGAUAUCUUAGACUUUGGGGACGAAGCGAAGCUGGCGCCAGGCUCCUAUCCGCGCAGGACGACGCCAAUCCGAGGCUGGCCGCGCCUCCGGCAUUCAGAAACGCGUCGAUCCGUCUCGAUCAUGACGAAGGCCAAGCGCCUGUACGGACUCCUUGGGCUCUCAACGGAGCACGUCGCUUUGGGCCAGAAGUGAGCCCUGUGUUCCUGAGUAUCCCUGGCUGCUAAGCUUGCGCGAGGAUAUUUCGG
Molecule: messenger RNA, 2325 nt
Organism: Thermothielavioides terrestris NRRL 8126
Lineage: Eukaryota; Fungi; Ascomycota; Sordariomycetes; Sordariales; Chaetomiaceae
Exons: 4
Coding region: 124-1329 (401 amino acids)
Cellular component (GO): nucleolus; catalytic step 2 spliceosome
Molecular function (GO): mRNA binding; RNA helicase activity; ATP binding
Source: RefSeq, a predicted model, not a curated record